AUGAUUGGUAUGCGGAUGAACGCCUUUAACGAUACAGGCCUUGGUGAACCAGAACAAGAUGCAAAUACUGCACUUAUAGAAUUAGAUAAAGGUUUACGUUCAACAAAGAUUGGUGAACAAUGUGAAGCAAUAGUACGAUUUCCUCGAUUGUUUGAGAAAUAUCCUUUUCCUAUAUUGAUAAAUUCUUCUCUUUUGAAGUUAGCAGAAGUUUUUCGUACAGGCAGUAAUUUUUUACGUGUUUGGGUUCUUAGAGUAUGCCAACAAAGUGAAAAACAUUUAGAUAAAAUCCUAAAUGUUGAUGAAUUUGUAAGGCGUAUUUAUAGUGUAAUACAUUCUAAUGAUCCAGUUGCUAGAGCUCUGACUCUACGUACAUUGGGCAGUGUGGCUGGUAUUAUACCAGAAAGGCAACAGGUUCAUCAUAGUAUACGAAGAUCAUUAGAUUCCCAUGAUUCAGUUGAAGUUGAAGCUGCAAUAUAUGCUGCACAAAUGUUUGCAGCACAAUCAAAAUUAUUUGCUGUUUCCAUGUGUAGCAAAAUAUCUGAUAUGAUCAGAGGUCAAGCAACACCAGCCUCAAUGAAGUUACAACUGAUACCUAUUUUACAAUACAUGCAUCAUGAUACUUUCACAGCUUCAAUGGUAAAUGAAUUAUGCACGGAACUUCUUGCUAGUUAUCCAGCAGUUGAAUUUGUCAGAGUUACAUUAAGUGCCUUAAGUACAUUAGCUUCAGCAACAUUGAUUGAUAUUCCACAACAAGUUGCACUUUUAUUACGUUAUCUGCAAGAUGAUCCAAGAUUGACUAUCAAACGCCAUGCUCUACAUCUAUUACAUUCAUUAGCUAGAAGAGGAGCACAUUUAUGGCCCCAAGGUUCUCUCAAUAAUCUAAUAGAGAGUACUACUACACUUCUACAAGAUGGUGCUGGAAAUAAAGAUCUUCUUAUUCGAACCUUAGACGUGAUAGAGGUACUUAGUCAAAGUGCAGUGACAUGUGAUGCAAAUAGGGAAGAAGGAAAUCCCCUUUUAUCGUUAUGUAUAAAUGCUUGUUAUUCACCGGAUCCUUUUAUUGCAGUAAAAGCAAUUACUAUUUUAGCAAGAGUUGCAUGUUAUUGCUAUGAAGAAGGUUUACCAGCCUAUGGCAUACAGGAUGUUGUAUCUUGUCUUGAAUCUUUAAUUGUAUUGCUAGCUUUGGAUGAUAAAUAUUUACGUCAAUUAAGAGUUUGUUUACGUUCGACAGUAAAAUUAUGUUGCGCACAACCUAGCCACUGUUCAGUAUUUGUUGAUGCUAUUGGUAGUACACUUUUUAAUGCUUAUACAGAAGGUGGUCAAAGUGAAAAACAAGCUGUUGCUUUAUGUGAAGCCUUAGGUGCUAUUGGGAGUUUAGGAGAAAAUACAUUACUUCCACUUUUACCAGAUAUAUUAACGAAACUUAAACAAACUGUACAUGUGCAUACAAAGGUAAUGCUAUGUACGCUACUUUUUCAAAUGGUAGCCGGAGGAUAUGAAUGGAAUGCGGAAUGUUUGGAUGUAGUAGAUGAAGUUAUUAAAAAUGUAGAUGGUUGGACUAAAUAUCGAAUUGCACGCAGCGCUGCAAGAUAUGGUCAUCAUACAAUAGCAACUCAAAUAUUUAGGAGCUUAAAGGAAACAGUUGCAUCUGAACAACUACACUUUUGGUUAUCUGGUUUGGAAUUAGUUACAAAAGCUGAAAGUUAUCUUAUGGAAAACGCAGAAGAAACAGAGGACAAAGCAAGAGUUCAUACAGUGGAGAAGUUAAACGGAGCUAUUGCACGUUAUGCAAGUGCAUGCGCGUCAUUAAAAGCGGCUAGUACACCUUUACGAAGUUUACAGUUUGCUAGUGAAUACUCGAAACUACGUUGUGAAUUUCUUCAAGCUAUUGUACAACUUUUACACUCGUGCAGAUCUCUUUGUACAGCUCCACCUCCUGCUAUUACAUGUACAGUAGUUCUCACAACGAAAGAUGAUCUUCAACGUUAUGGACGCGUUACUAAUCAGCUAAGAAAAUCAGCUCAGGAACUUAAAAAUUGCGCGGAAAACUAUCAAAAACUUUAUCAGUCAGCUUUUGACGCUGACCCUGGUUCAUUGAUAAACAUACGAGCGUUGCAAGAAAUCUGUCGUUUGUUAGCGAACAGCGUCGAACGAGUUUGCGGCGGGGGGGGAAAGUCAGGAAUCCAAACGUAUCAUCAAAGCGAAGUCAAUUUUAAUUUCGGUGAUACCGUAGAAAUACGUCAGCUGGCUCGUUGUUGCACAGAAUUACGUCGUUUGGCGCCAACCUAUAUAGGUGAAAAUAAAGCAGUGGCGCUUAGCCAUUCAAGAAUAAACUGCUUAGUCUCGCAGGUGAUGUUAUUAGCUGGAACAAAAAUGAGAUUACCAAUACCUCGAUAUUACUUCCAAGCUUUACAAGCAACUAGUGUCAAGCUAUCCGUUUCACCGCAACCCCGUGUCCUUGGUGAACCAGUAUCUGUUCCUCAGGGAAGUCAAUUAGCAUUGAAAGUCGAAGGAGUAUUACGACAUGGUCGACGAGCUUCUCUUUAUCGUUCUGUCGCUGCUGUUUGCAUUUCUAUCUCUACCACACCUCCGUCGAAGAUUAAUUCCGAUCAAAAGGAUUCUAACGCCAACGAAUUACAGCAAACCGUCACGCCGCACCGUGAUUUCUUUGCCUGUGAAUUUUUACUUUCACUAGGAAGUCCAAGUACGAGUGCAACGUCGUGUGCAAGUACUAGCAGUAACGUGAACAACAACAUGAACACCGGUGGUGGACAGUAUCAAGUCACAGCAAACGCGAGUAUACUCGACAAGGAUGGGAACGUAUGGAAAUGUGGACCGCGUUCCACGCUUCAAGUCAGAGUACACGAAGAGCCAGCCAAAAGAAAGUUACCAUAA
Molecule: messenger RNA, 2895 nt
Organism: Habropoda laboriosa
Lineage: Eukaryota; Metazoa; Arthropoda; Insecta; Hymenoptera; Apidae
Gene: INTS7
Product: integrator complex subunit 7
Exons: 14
Coding region: 1-2895 (964 amino acids)
Biological process (GO): snRNA 3'-end processing
Cellular component (GO): integrator complex
Source: RefSeq, a predicted model, not a curated record